AUGCUCUGCACAAGACCAGUCAGCGAGCCUCGCUCGUCCUUUGCGCCCGCCCCGUCGGCAGACAAGACAUGGGAGUCGGUGCAGGCAAAGAGUAAGUAUGCAUGGGUAAACGCCCGACUGUCAGAAAACUCGCUAGGCGCGCUCAACAACAUUUGCACAGACUUCCACGACGGCACAGCGCUCAUUCAUCUACUGGAGAUAAUCGGCGACGAGCGCCUGGGGCGGUACAACCGGACCCCGCGCAUGCGCAUCCAGAAGGUGGAGAACGUCAACCUGGCCCUGGACUACAUCCGUAUGCGCGGCAUCAGCCUGACAAAUAUCGGCGCCGAGGACAUUGUCGACUCGAAUCCAAAGCUGAUUCUGGGCAUGGUGUGGACCAUCAUUCUGCGCGCCAAGGAGGGCCUGCUGCUGUGGUGCCAGCGCAAGACCGCGCCGUAUCAGGACGUGGACCGCGACAUCCAUGGCAACACCGCGCUGGCCUUUGAGGUUGCCGAGCGCUACCUGGGCAUCCCGAAGCUGCUUGAUGUUGAGGAUGUGUGCGACACGACGAAGCCUGACGAGCGGUCCAUCAUGACCUACGUGGCUCAGUACUUCCACGCCUUUUCAUCGCUGAACAAGGCUGAGACCGCAGGCCGCCGAUUGGGCAAUCUGUCUACGACAUGGAGAAUGACUUUGAGGCUCCGCGUGGCCAGGCUUAUCGACGCCAUCCACACCAAGCAGGACGAGUGGCGGCGCACCAAGUUUGAGACGUCCUAUGCCAGCGCGCGCAAGCACUCGGAUGACUUCAACGACUACAAGACCAAGCGUGCUACAUACAACCUGUCGCCGUUCGUGCCACGGCCUGGGCUGAGUCCGCGGGAUCUGGAGGCUGCGUGGAGCGAGCUGGCGGAGGCCGAGGUCAAGCACCGCAAGACCAUCAACCAGUGUAUCCGCGAGUCGCAGGACCGCCUGCAGCGCGCAUAUGGCGAUGAGGCCAACGGCAUCAUGGCCACGCUCAACAGCAUCUCCAGCGGGCUGUCGGCGCUGAGCGGCGAUCUCAACGACCAGCAGGCCACCGUUGACGCACUGUAUGCUACUGCCGAGCCCCUGUCAGCCGCGCUGAAGCGGGUCAGCGUGCUUGAGCAGAAAUGCAUCGACGCAAACAUUGACGAGUACGACUACACCGGUGCGCUGGAGAAAAAGUCGCAGUUCAUCGAGAACCAGAAUGUCGCCCGCAACAUGACCAAUCUGACCCCGGCGCAGCUCGAGGAGUUCGAGUCGACCUUCAAGCACUUUGACCGCGAUGACACCAACGUGCUCCACGACAUCGAAUUCAGGACGGCCAUGGAGAGCCUGGGAUCUAUAUUCCGGUUCCUGGUCGAGCUGACCGAGGACCAGACCACACCCGAGCAGCUGCUUGAGUCGUUCCGUGUCAUUGCUGCCGACAAGGACUACGUUACCGAAGGCGACCUGAGGAUGUCGGAUUUGUCGCCUGCCAUCUAUUGCGUAUCUGGUGCAGGUGAUGCCCCAGUCGCCUUCGGCUACCAACGGCUUCGACUACCUGGCGUAUUUGGAGCAUGUCUUUGA
Messenger RNA from Linderina pennispora, 1566 nucleotides. RefSeq lists its product as uncharacterized. The record is from RefSeq and is a predicted model, not a curated record. Gene Ontology annotation, biological process: actin cytoskeleton organization; actin filament bundle assembly. Gene Ontology annotation, cellular component: actomyosin contractile ring; plasma membrane; actin filament bundle. The transcript is spliced from 8 exons. NCBI's taxonomy places the organism in Eukaryota, Fungi, Kickxellomycota, Kickxellomycetes, Kickxellales, Kickxellaceae. Gene Ontology annotation, molecular function: calcium ion binding; actin lateral binding. Bases 1 to 1566 code for a protein of 521 amino acids.